This is a messenger RNA of Aspergillus affinis, 3798 nucleotides long. RefSeq names its product ABC transporter ATP-binding protein. Gene Ontology annotation, biological process: transmembrane transport. The transcript has 7 exons. The record is from RefSeq and is a predicted model, not a curated record. NCBI's taxonomy places the organism in Eukaryota, Fungi, Ascomycota, Eurotiomycetes, Eurotiales, Aspergillaceae. Bases 1 to 3798 code for a protein of 1265 amino acids. Gene Ontology annotation, cellular component: membrane. Gene Ontology annotation, molecular function: ATP binding; ATP hydrolysis activity; ABC-type transporter activity.
AUGCAUUCCCAGGUCUCGCUUUUGCGGACUCAAUCACACGCUCCCGACUCUCAGAACGUCGACGACGUGAUUAACUGUCAGAUUCAUGUCGAGCCCAGUAAAGCGAACUUCUUCUCGAUCUAUCGGUAUGCGACUAGACUGCAGUUGUGCGGAUUGUUCUUAUCAGCAUGUUGUGCAGUUGCUGCCGGUGCAGCGAUGCCCCUGAUGACUUUUGUUUUCGGAUCCUUGUCCGAUGAGUUUGUUAAAGCACUUAACAAUGGACCAAAUGAUUUGCUCGACGUUGCUGGUUCAGUCAGAAGUUUGACUUUGGAAUUGGUGUACAUAGCAAUCGGAUCGCUUGUGACGACGAUGUUCAGCUCAUGGGGCUUUAACCACAUUGGCGAUAGUAUUACUAGCCAUCUUCGACAGAAGUACCUCGCUGCCAUUUUGCAGCAAAACGCCGCGUACUUCGAUGUAGCCGGGACAGGGGAAAUCACCUCAGUCAUGGAUCAAGACAUGAAAUUGAUCCAUGAGGGGAUUUCACAGAAAAUGGGCCUCCUUAUCACCGGCUUCUCUGGGUUCGUGAUUGCAAUUGUCGUCACGUUCACGCAAAGCUGGUACUUUGCGUGCAUAAUGCUAUGCCAGCCAGUUGCUCUUAUUCUGGCAAUAGGGGUACUGGGAACUAUCUUGACCCAGAUACAAGGAAAGACUUUGGCUGAGUACGUCCGAGUUGAUAACUUGGCUCAAGAUGUUUUCAGUGCAAUGCGGAACAUUAUUGCCUAUAGAAGCCAGGCGCGGUACGGAAAGAAAUAUCAUCUCGCCCUACUGCGUCCCACGGCUUUGGAAACUCGGGAGCGAUUGGUUUUUGGCAUGAUGGUUGCAAGUGCCUUCAUGGUACUACAUUGGGCAAAUGGAAUCGGAUUCUGGCAAGCCAAUCGUCUCUUUCACGAAGGAACAUGCACCAUUGCACAGGCGUUGACUAUUCUAUAUGCAAGCUCUAUUGCGGGUGCUGAGCUUGGUAAAGCAAUGCCAUUUGUUCUCGCCAUCACACAGGCCAACAACGCAGCAGGCCGGGUUUUCUCUUCAAUUGACCGUGUCUCGCCAAUCAAUGCAUUAUCGGACACGGGAAGAAAGAUGAGCUCGGUGCAGGGUCAUAUCAAAUUCGAGAAUCUGAGUUUUGUCUAUCCAUCCAGGCCGGACCAACCGAUCCUGGACCGUGUGGAUCUCAUUGUACCCGCAGGAAGGACUGUGGCUCUCGUUGGGCCGUCAGGCUCAGGGAAGUCGACAAUAGUGGCCCUUCUAGAGAGACUAUAUUUACCUACUAGUGGUCGAAUAGUGCUGGAUCACAAACCGAUUGAUGAGUUGAAUAUCUCUUGGCUCAGGUCGCAGUUUGGGUAUGUCAACCAAGACGUUGCUUUGUUCCACGCAUCUAUUCAUGAGAAUAUUGCCUAUGGCUUAAAUACUACCACGAGAAAGAAUUUAGAUUCCGCGGGCACGAGAAAGCUGGUAGCCAAAGCUGCUCAGACUGCUCAGGUCCACUCGUUCAUCAUGGGCCUUCCCGAAGGUUACGAUACGAUUCUAGGGCCGGGAGGGUCACUUCUCUCUGGAGGCCAGAAGCAAAGAAUUGCAAUAGCGCGUGCUAUUGUAUCCCAGCCGCCAAUUUUGCUGCUUGAUGAGGCCACGGCGGCAUUAGACAGUCAAAGUGAAAAGGAAGUCCAGAAAGCGCUUGACGCAGCCUCGCAUGGGCGGACUACUAUUGUGAUAGCUCAUCGACUUUCGACGGUUCAGAAGGCGGCUAAGAUCUUUGUUAUGGACACCGGCCGAGUCGUGGAACAAGGGACACAUGACGAGUUAAUGGCCAAUGAUACAUUAUACAGCAAUCUAGUGAAGCAGCAAGCACUACAAUCCGAUAUUUCGACAGAAGAAGAUCGAACGCCAGUGCAAGAUCCAAAAAAGCAGCCGUUACCUCUAAUCCACGAGACCGAGUAUCUUGAAGACGGGUCUACACAAAGCCUUCCUGAAGCUAUGCCUUCGAAGAAGAAUCCCUUCUGGUCGUUUUCGUCCCGCCGGAGUAUAAUGUUUGUCUGGAAUCUUAGUAGACCCGAAAUGACAUAUACUACCUGGGGUCUGAUCUGCAGUGUUCUAUCCGGUAUAAGCUAUCCUGCCCACUCAAUCUUCUUUGGAAACGCGGUUAUAUCCAUCAUAAGCCCCAGUCUAAGCACAGCAGGUCAUACCACAGACUUUUGGGCUCUAAUGUACUUGAUCUACGGGAUCAUUGUUUUUGGAAUAUACUGUGUACGAGGUUACUGCUUUGCCAUUGCCGCAUCUCAACUUAAUCUCCGAGCUCGCUCAAGUCUGUUCAAUGCGCUUCUUCACAAGGAACUUCCCUUCUUUGGCAAGACAGAAAACUCGACAGGUCAUUUAAUCGGGUUUCUCUCAUCCGGAAUACCGAAGAUCGUUGGAGUAUCUGGAACAUCACUUGGCCUGGUUCUCGAAUCUCUGACCAUGCUCGUCGCAGGAAUCUCAAUAGGCUGGAUAUAUGGGUGGAAGCUUGCCGGCGUUGCUACAGCCACCAUCCCUCUCAUAGUUGUCGCUGGCUAUCUUCAAUACUCCAUGAUCGAGAGAGUGCAGGAGUGCAUUCAACGUGAUUCUAGCGCAGUUGCAGUUGCCAACGAGGGUAUUUGUGCCAUCAAGACUGUAGCAGUGCUCGGUCUUGAAAAUAUAGUCAUCGAAAAGUUCAGCGAUGAAAGCUCUCGCGACCACUUGCCUUCAAAAUGGGUGAAAUUCAGCAUUGCAUAUGCACUCACGACAUCACUCGCCAUAUUCAGCAUUGCCAUUGUAUUCUGGUAUGGGGGCACGCACCUCAUCGCGACCGGCGAGUACACUAUCCGACAAUUCUACAUUUGCUUUGUAGCUAUUGUCGGUGGCUCUCAAGCAUCAGCGGCUAUGUUCUCGCAUGCCCCUGACAUUGCAGGUGCUCGUUCGGCAGUUGAGCAACUCAAGCAACUAAUGCAAGGCUCUCCACUGCACUCACCAAAUAUACGUCAGAAAGAGCUGCCUGCACCGAACCCUCUGGUAGAUCUUUCCUUGCGAAAUGUCAAAUUUAGGUAUCCCUCACGUCCGACCGAACUUUCUUUGAACAAUGUCAGUCUAGAGGCCCCUGCCGGUCGUUUUGUUGGUUUGGUAGGAGCCAGUGGAAGCGGUAAGAGCUCGGCGAUCAAUCUUAUCGAACGUUUCUAUCUUGCAGAAUCCGGAAGAAUCUUGCUAGGGGAUAAAGAGAUUGAUGAUUACGAGCCGGAAAGCUACCACCGAUAUCUAGCGCUAGUUGACCAAAGCCCAUCCUUGGUGGGUGACGAUCUGCGUGAGUGUUUGCAGAGUGGUGACGAGGAUGUGACAGAUGAAGAAAUGCUGGCGGCUCUGAAGAGCGUCAGCUUGGAAGGCUUUUUGUCGUCCCUUCCCUCGGGACUAAGCACGCCCGUGGCAGGCAACGGAUCCAAUCUCUCUGGUGGACAACGACAGCGUGUGGCCAUCGCUAAAGCCCUUCUAUGGAGACCAAAGAUCCUUCUUCUUGACGAGGCAACUUCGGCGUUGGACACAGCGUCGGAGCGAGUCGUGCAAGACGCAUUGAAACACACCAUAAUUCCUCGAACGACCAUUGCGGUGGCCCACCGGCUGAAAACAAUUGCACAUGCAGACGAAAUCCUUGUCUUUGACCGUGGAUGUAUUGUGGAGAGAGGGACUCAUGAUGAGUUGAUGAUGGCAAAAGGGCAGUACUGGGAGUUGGCGCGGUUGCAGGAUUUUGGUGGCCAUGGUAACUGA